CGCCGCACUGUUAUGUUACGUUUUAAUAUAUAUGCUAACAAUGUUGGGCUUAAGUUUCUUAAGGAAGUUCAUAUUUUUAUUGCAACAGUUUACCUGUAAUUGGUAGUCUUACAUAAAUCUGAAUACUGAGGCGAAUAAAAAUUCUGUUGAUGUAGGCCUACAGACAAUGAAAGAUGAUGAAGAUGUUUUGUUGGCGGAGUCUCUUUAUGACUUCAUGGAUUCUGAUCGCUAUGCUAAUAGAAACAGAGAUUGAUGCUGAAAUUACAAAUGAACCAACUGACAAAUCAAACAAUCAGGGAACUGAUAUUGGAUCAACUGUUACACAUGUGUCUGAUAAUGGAGAAAACACUUCUGCAACUGAUGUCAAUAAAACGGAGCCAAUGGUGGACCAAACACUGAAUUUUACUUCAGACGCCACACCUGAAGUCACUAGUGUAUAUGAAAAAGAAAAUAUAAACUUUACAGAAAUGAUAACAUUAACUGAGGAAAUAACCGAAUAUGAAACGAUAACUGAUGCUGAAAGAACGAAUGCACAAAUAACUUAUAAAUCAGACAUAUCAACUGUUUUAAUUACAGAUAUGGUAACUUCAGUUGCAAAAACAACUGAUUACGUACCAGAUACUACAACUGACUUAGUUACCAAUACGGUAACAUCGAAUUUAAAAACACUAUAUGAACACGAUACCACGGCUAAUUUAGAAACUGAUAUUUUUACAAGUGUUACAUUUGAAACGAUGACUGGAGCAGUUACUGGUUAUACAGAUAUUGCAACAGCAACGGAUAACACAUCCGAGGUAAUGACUGAUUUAUCUACUUAUAUAACAAUAACAGAAAGUGAAUUAUUUACUGAUCUUCUAACAACCCUUACACAAACAAGUGACCAACACCAAACCACAACUGAUUUAGCUAUUGAUGAUUUUACAACAGAUACUAUUACAACGGGAAAUAAACUAACUGAACCUGAAUUCGAAACCACAACUAUUUUAAACACUGAUAAUAUGGCUACAACAAUAACUAAUGAAGGCACCGAAACAACAAUCAACUUAAUUACUGAUAAAAUAACAACGGUUGCACAGACAACGGAUUUAGGAUUAGAAACCACUAAUUUAAUUACUGAUGAGUCAACGGUACCCAAGACAACUGAUCAGGAACCCGAAUCCACAACAAACGUAAAUACUGAUAAAGUGACAACAGUUGCACAAACAAUUGAUUCUGGAUUAGACACCACGACUGAUAUGAUUACUGAUGACACAACGGUACAAAUGACAACUAAUAAUGAGCUCGAAACCACAAUCAACUUAGUUACUGAUGAGACAACGGUACCAAAAACAAUUGAUGAUGGAUUAGAAACCACGACUAAUUUAAUUACUGAUGAGACAACGGUACCCAAGACAAGUGACCAGGAACCCGAAUUCACAUCUAACUUAAUUACUGAUAAAAUAAAAACGGUUGCACAAACUAUUGAUUCCGGAUUAGAAACCACGGCUGAUUCAAUUACUGACGAGACAACGGUACUCAGGACAACGGAUCAUGCGCAUAAAACCACAACCAACUUAGUUACUGGUAAGGUAACGACCUUUACACGAACAACUGAUGACGGAUUAGAAACCACGACUGAUUUAAUUACUGAUGAGACAACGGUACUCAGGACAACGGAUCAUGCGCAUAAAACCACAACCAACUUAGUUACUGGUAAGGUAACGACAUUUACACGAACAACUGAUGACGGAUUAGAAACCACGACUGAUUUAAUUACUGAUGAGACAACGGUACCAAGGGCAAUUGACCAGGAAUCCGAAAUCACAACCAGCUUAGGUACCAUAACUGAUAACAGAUUAGAAACCACGACUGAUUCAAGUACUGAUAAGACAACGGUACCUACAACAGCUGGUCAUGAACCCGAAACUACAACCAACUUAGUUACUGAUGAGACAACUGUACCAAAUUCAACUAAACAUGAACUUGAAUCCACAACUAGCUUAGUUACUGAUAAGUUAACAACGGUUGCAACCACAACUGAUGACGAAUUAGAAACCACGACUGAUUUAAUUACUGAUGAGACAACGAUACCAAGGACAACUGACGAGGAAUCCGAAAUCACAACCAGUUUAGGUAGCACAACUGAUAACGGUUUAGAAACCACGACUGAUUCAAUUACUGGUGAGACAAUGGUACCAAAGACAACUGAUCAGGAACCCGAAUCCACCAUUACCUUAACUACUGAUAAAGUAACAACGGUUGCACAAACAACUGAUUCAAGAUUAGAAACCACGACUGAUAUAAUUACUGAUGAGACAACGGUACUCAGGACAACGGAUCGUGCACCUAAAACCACAACCAACUUAGUUACUGGUAAGGUAACGAUCUUUACACAGACAACUGAUGAAGGAUUAGAAACCACGACUGAUUUAAUUACUGAUGAGACAACGGUACCAAGGACAACUGACCAGGAAUCCGAAAUCACAACCAGCUUAGGUAGCACAACUGAAAACAAACUAGAAACCACGACUGAUUCAAGUACUGAUAAGACAACGGUACCUACAACAGCUGGUCAUGAACCCGAAACUACAACCAACUUAGUUAAUGAUGAGACAACUGUACCAAAGUCAACUGACCAUGAACUUGAAUCCACAACUAGCUUAGUUACUGAUAAGUUAACAACGGUUGGAACGACAAAUAAUGACGAAUUAAAAACCACGACUGAUUUAAUUACUGAUAAGACAACGGUACCUACAACAGCUGUUCAAGAACCCCAAGCUACAACCAACUUAGCUACUGAUGUGACAUCGGUAGCAAAGACAACUAAUCAUAAACUUGAAUCCACAACUACCUUAGUUACUAAUAGGUUAACAACGGUUGCACAAACAACUGAUGACGGCUUAGAAACCACGACUGAUUUAAUUACUGAUGAGACAAUGAUACCAAGGACAACUGACCAGGAAUCCGAAAUCACAACCAGCUUAGGUACCAUAACUGAUAACGGAUUAGUAUCCACGACUGAUUCUAUUACUGAUAAGACAACGGUACCUACAAUAGCUGGCCAACUACCCGAAGCUACAACCAACUUAGUUACUGAUGAGACAACGGUACCAUCGACAACUGAUCAAGAACUUGAAUCCACAGCUAGCUCAGUUACUGUUAAGUUAACUACGGUUGCAACGACAACUGAUGACGAAUUAGAAACCACGACUGAUUUAAUUACUGAUGAGACAACGGUACCAAAGACAACUGAUCUUGAACCUGAAACCACAACCAACUUAGUUACUGGUAAAGUAACAACGGUUGCACAGACAUCUGAUGACGGAUUACAAACCACGACUGGUUUAAAUACUCAUAAGUCAACGGUACUAAGGACAAAUAAUCAUGAACGCGAAACUACAACCAACUUGAUUACUAACAAGUUAACAACGGUUACACAGACAACUGAUGACGAAAUAAAAACCACUGCUGAUAUAAUUACUAGUAUGAUAACAGUACCAAAAACAACUGAUCAGGAACCCGAAAUCACAACCAUCUUAAUUACUGAUAAGGUAACAACGGUUGCACACAGAUUAAAAACCACUAUUGAUGUAACUACUAGUAAAACCACGGUACCCAAGGCAACUGAUCAUCAACCCAAAACUACAUCAGACAUACCAACAUUUUCAAAGACAAGUGAUAAUAAUCUUGAAACUACAACUGAAUUAGUUACUGAAAUGGUAACGACUGUUGUGCCACCAAAUGAAAAGGAGCAAACAACAACCGACACCACUAUAACAACUGAUGUGGUAACGAAAGAUUCAUUGACAACUGAUAAUAGAUCCAAAACCACGACUGAUUUAGUCACUAAAAUGGUAACAACUGCUGCAAAAACAACUGCUAUUGAACCCCAAAUGGCUACUGUUUCAAUUACAGGUACUGAAAGAACGGUUGUAAAAACAAUUGAUCAUAAAUCUACAACUGAUUCAGUUACUGAUGUGGUGGGAACAGUUGGAUUAACAUCUGAUAUAACAAUUGAUGAGACAACAGAGGUAAAAACACUUUACAGAACAGGAAAGACAAAUGCAACUUCUAAAACAGCAAACACUACACAACGAACGGAAAUAAAAACGAGUGGCUCAUAUAUAAAUAUGACAACAGCACAAGAACUUGAAUUAUCACAAUCGUCUGAAACAACGAACCAGACUUAUGAAGACAACAGUGGAAACACCAUCUAUACUAGUAAUGGAAAUAUUCAAGAAACAACACAUGUAUACUCUUUGAACAUCUUCAAAAUGACAUUAGCGUUUACCGCAAUAGACGAUGAACAGGUGGAAUUUUCAAAUGAUUUACUAGAUCCAUUUUCUGCACUUUUCGAAGAAUACCAAGGUUACGUUUGUUCUGCGAUAUAUUUUGUUGUCUCGAAUUGUGUGGAUUGCGAAGUAUUGGAAUUUAGUGAAGGAAGCAUUGUAGCAAAGAUAAAGCUCUACUUUUCGGAUGUAAAUGUCACCGCCGCCAACGUCCAAGAAAAUCUGCGGGAAGCAGCCGACGAUGGAGUCCUUGACACACAAAAUGAUGGUAUACAACUGUCGGUACGGUCUGAGACUAUCAACUACAUUGCCGAUACAACAGCUAUCCCAGUGGAAAUAACAGAAGACUACGCAAAUAACGGGCACGUAAUCAUAGUUUCAGUCAUCGUACCAAUAUUUGUGCUUAUACCGGUAGGCCUAUUUGUUGCUGCAAUAUUAUUGCAUAGAGCCAAGCGGAAACGUCAUAAUGACGUAGAAAACAUUACUAACCAAACUAACGUCGGUGGCGGUAUGACCCCCAGCGAAACUGGCGAACCUGUGAAUAAUAUUCCUUGGGCCCGCCGAACAUCACCACCCAAUGUACCUACGUCACCCAGCAUAAUGGCAAGUACAGUACGUGCAUCCAGAAUUGGACCAAUUGUAAUUCAUGAUUCAAGCAGCCAACCGGCAGUAUCCAAUAUAAGAGAGCAACAUACAGAUGGCAGUAAUGAUUCCCAGGCUUGUGACCAAACAGAUGCAGCUCAAACAGAAAAGCCGUUGACUACGUCAUCUACUAAUAAUACGCUCCUAAAGUCAGUCCAGGAAAGUACGAACCAUACGAGCCCAGAUAUUAAUGAGUCAAGUGUGUCUCCGCAACAGUCAACAAGUUUGAACCGAUCAUUCAGCCUGUCAAGUGUAAGAUCUGCCAUAUCGCCAACGUUGAGCUCCAAGGUUUCCCCUCUACCAUCAGUUGAGGAUACGGCGCCCCCAAAUCAGUAUCCUCCACUAAAAGAAACGCCUUCGGCUUUCCAGUCUGAACGCGAAGCAACCCCCGUAUUAGUGCAGCAGGCUGAGGUUGUCAAUCAGUCUGAUAACGUCAGUCAAGAUACAAAUGCCAGUCAGAAUAUAGCUGAUGAUAGUGCUGGCUCAUUUCUCCCCAGGAGUAGUGCAAACGUUGCGCCUUUUUCUCCUGCGGAAACUGAAUAGAUCUAGACAUACCAUUUUGAUAAACUGCACACUUUCCAAAUAAAUUUUUUUUUAAAUGUAUUGCAUUGUAGCUCAUACACAUGGUUACGGAGCUUAUAACUCGAUUUAAAUUAUUGAAACUGUUGUGUAGUGAGGUGAUGCGCACAAGUGUGUGUUCAGAAUGACUAUCUGGUAUAUGUAUGAAAGGUCUAUAUUUACGCAUUAAAUUGUCUUUCAUGUGGGUAGCCCCCUACAUCAAAAUCUUACUCAAAAGAGCCAACAAAUUAUAGAAUAUAAAACUUUUUUUUCUCACUACUCAAAGCAAUAUUACUUGCUAAGGCUGCUAAAAAAACUUGUUUUAUAGAGAGUAACGUUUUAUUCAGUUUCUACUACACUAGCUUGUAAAUAAUCUUAUUAGGCCUACAACAACCAAGCGAUGUUGGCAAAUACCUAAGUCAUAGAUUUUGUAUGUAAACUAUUCUUUUUUGUUACUUCUGCACCCUUUUAAUGAUUUUUUUAAAAGUGAAAUGCUCUUUCGUUUUGAAAUCAGGUACACCACAAUAAUUAUAAUGUGAUAUCGCCAAAAUAAUAAUCUGAUAAUAAUAAACUUAGAACAUAACAUAACUGAAUCGUUAGAGAAACAACUAUGUGUAAAUUAUGUAGUAAACUAAUUGUUUAAAUCAUCGGUCAUCGAGUUGCUCAUGAAUAAGUAGAAGUGUUUCUAUAUUUCUACGAUACCUUGUAUAUAUUGCCAACGUACGAUGACCCAUAUUCUGAUAAAGUUUUAUUGUAUAAUAAUAUGCCGAUAAAGCUCAAACCAAUAGUGCCCCCAUUUUUGGGUUGAGACAAGUUCCAUAAAUGGCAGCUGAAAAGCUCCAGAAGGUGGAAGAUAUUUCAGCCGUAUCAAAUUAGCCUGUUUAUCUUUUAAUAUCAUAUUAUUUUUAAAGGUCGUCAGAGGAGGGCGGAAACAAAUAAAUAUAAUAUUGUUUUCUCAUUUAGCAAAUAAACAUCAAGACGGAGGAGUAAAUAAAAUAAAAUGUUAUUGUUGAAUGUAAA
Molecule: messenger RNA, 6488 nt
Organism: Anneissia japonica
Lineage: Eukaryota; Metazoa; Echinodermata; Crinoidea; Comatulida; Comatulidae
Product: mucin-3A-like
Exons: 7
Coding region: 174-5453 (1759 amino acids)
Source: RefSeq, a predicted model, not a curated record